Messenger RNA from Prunus armeniaca (apricot), 429 nucleotides. The record is from the annotation of a GenBank genome assembly. NCBI's taxonomy places the organism in Eukaryota, Viridiplantae, Streptophyta, Magnoliopsida, Rosales, Rosaceae.
AUGGAUUAUAAGUCGGAAGACAAGGCCGUGAUGUUGUUGACAUCCUUGCCUCCAUCUUAUAAGCAGUUUUGCAUGACGCUUAUGUUCGACAAGGGAACUUUGAAGUAUGAAGCGGUCAUGCAAGACAUACUGACGCAUGAUAGGAUGCUUCAACGUUUUGGAGAUAGCCCUCAAGGUGAAGGUCUCGUGGCAAGGACUGGACGACGAGGUCAUUCAAGCAAGCGCGGAGGCAAGUAUAGCAAUGAUGGGAAUUCUAGAUCCAAGGACAAUGAAAUGUGCUUCGAGUGUGGGUCUAAGGACCAUUGGAAGUGGAAUUGUCCGGUAUGGAAGGAGACGUGGAAAAAGAUGAAGAAUGCCGAAAGUUUAGGUGUAGCAAACAUGUCAACUUGUUAUGACACUGAUGAAGAACUUUUGACGGUUACGGAUUAA